GUCGGACCUGGAACAUCGAUCAGUGGUUCUGUUGGGUUCGCGGGAGGAGAGAGCUCUGAAAGGGAGAUGGGAGGUUAGGGCGGCCUGCCAGCUACGCCUCCUGAUCAAGAGGUGGGCAUGUCAGACGACUCGGAGGGCGACCAUCCGCGUGCUCCUUUGAAACCGGGCUUGCAUGUAUCUCGCCGCCACUGUUUGCUUGGGGAGUCGACGCCACAUGGAGGCGGCGAUGGCGAACGGUUGCGACAGGGCUCAGAAUCGACGACUCCUCGUGGUCUGGUCGAAAGGAUCGGUUUGUUCGUUCGUGGCAUGCAGGUGGCCGAGGUUUCGCCUGGAGAUCGAGCGGGUGGUCCGCAGGUUCGAAAGGUGCGUGGGUCAGAUGAGACGACUCGCCGGGCCCGACCAGCGUCGGGGGAACGACAGACGGAGUUGAGCCAGGAACGAGAAGCGAGGGGGAACGUCGCCGGUGAGGAGGAGGUGUCCGAGCAGGGGCUGUUCGGUGAGAGAUCGGUUGAAAAGACUCAGUCGGGAGGGAAGCGCAACUUGCUGGAGGAGGAAGAGCGAGAGGGACUAGGUGCUCUGAAAAGGCAGAGAAAGGUAGGAGGGAGUGCUCGGACGCCAACAACACGAGAGGGCAGUUCCGUUGAGAAGAGGAAAAGGGUUGGAGGUGGGGAUGAAAUGCCAAAAGACUCGUCGACACAGCGAAGAACCGAUGACUCCGUCUUCGCUUUGGGGUUGAAGUUCUAUGAGAAGUGGUCGAAAGGGAAACUCCUUGCUUCCGACGACCGGCAUUGGACUGAAAAGUCGCCCACCCAUGAGGAGGUGGCCAAGCCAGACCUCUCCACUGUGACUGACAGCCAGGGGCUGAAGAAACACGUCUGGUACGUGAAGGUGGACGACCCGUCGUUGAAAAAGAGGAAGGGGAAGCCAAAGAAAGGCGCGGAGGAGAAAACUUUCUGCGUCCAAGUUCCGGAGCCGGAUGUCCACUGCUGGAUGGAAUUGGUGGACUUGACGGACCGCGAGAAGAAAAGGUUGUUGAACGGCGUCUUGAACCUUAACGUCGUGUGGGUUCAAAUGAGUAGCAAAAAGUUGGCCGAGCAGGGGAAGUUCAGUGUCAAGGAGAUGGUCGACAUAAUAAAAAUGGACCGGAUUAUGCUGAGGCUGUGGCACUACGUGGAGUUCGAGUAUGAGGAAAUGGAUAAGCGGGAGUGGAAUGCCAACUCCACGUUCUUCAGGUCCAAAAAGCAACUGUUCGAAGAGUUCAAGGACAGAGGUCUCGACGACAAGCUUUGGAACGAGAGCAGGAAAUUUUUCACGGACACCACAUACGUCAACAAGUGCCCUCAGUUUCUCGGGUGUCAUCAUGACAACAACAUCAAGAGAACGGUGGCCCUCGUCAACGACCAGCAUUUCCCGUCGGAGUGGAAGCGUGUCGUCCUUUCGGUGAUCGUUGGAGAUCGCGCCAAAGGCAAAAAAAGUCCUCGGGGCGUUGAUGAAUGCAUCAACAUUACGUGGACAAGGACAAGCGCCUUGACGACGCUGACCCAGUUUAACGUUGACCCAUUGACUGCCAUAGAUCAUAAGGCCGCGCUGGGGAAACUAGGGCAUCAGCUACACUCCCACACUUGCAUGCUCGACUUGUGCGGAACUGUUGACCGUGCGCAAUGGGACUCUGGGGCAUUCGCGUCUCAGAGUGAGUUGCUGGGCUUCGUUUCUCAGGACUACUGCACAUUGCUGGUAUUCGUCCCCUGCCUGUGGAACCUAUCCUUCAUGACAUGUUUGUCUGCGCUUGAGGCUACCCGAUGCUACACGGGGAAGUGGGUUCGGAAGACGACAUCGAAGAAGACGCAUCAGUUCGGAAACAGCGUCUGGGAGGAGCCGGAUAUGAUGCACAUCCUUUUCAAAGGCAAGGAUCCUCGGCUACUGACUCACCCGGUGUACGAGGGAGUUGUUGCUGAAGACGACGACGCCGCUCUCCGGAGGAAACAGAAAGUGACAUCCACGGAUGUGGAGGAGAAGUCUUUCAAGUCUUUGACUUUCGCGGACAUCGGAAACCUGACCCAGAGGGGGGCUCUGUACAAGGACGGCGAGCGGAAUCCGAAUCAGUUGUGCAAUCAGCUUCUUUUCUUCUGUGGUGUGGCGGAUGCCGUGCUGUUCUUGGGCAAGCCGCACGCGYAGGUGGUGUGGAGUYUGCUUCAGCAGGGAAGGCACGUCUUGGCCGUGGAUGGGGACACAACGCAACUCGAAUACACCGUGCAGUAUGUCACCCAUGAAGUGUCAUCCAAGGCUUACCCAUGUGAUUUCCACCAUGUCGUGGUCGAGCCCGUUUAUGACCCGAACAAGGACAUGUUCUUCAAGUUGACUCCGAAGAAAAGGCGCCAGGUCUACUCCUUCCUUUACGGCGAACAACCAAGGUUGAGAUUUGACCCGCAGUACGUGGUGCGGAAGGAAGUCACCAUUGCGGUCCUCCAGGGCUACCACGGAGCGAAUCGGGCCGGCGCUGUGACCUUCAUUAAGAGGCUGGAAUAUGUCUCUUUUAACGAGGAUGUUGUCGAUCCGGCCGACUUCACUUUGGAUAAGUACAAGCUGGCAUUCGGUGAGGAGGACGACUUCAAUAUCGAGACUAAGCAGGAGGAGAGCGUUGAGGACGACCUCUUCGAUUUGGACGGAGAAUUGACCAUCUUCAACGCCCAAAUUUCCGAGUCGCCAUCAUCAAAUAAAUGGCUGGAAGUGUCCUCCGCGUUCUACGCCCUUCCGUCAAGCCCGUCAAUUAAGCAAGUGAGUUGGGAGUUGCCUGGGGUCACCCCGCCGGCAGGAGUUGUGAAGCGCAAGUCUCACGGAAAGGACGGCGACGGGGAUGGUGAAGGCGGUGGGCAACGAGGUACCGGAGGUGGAAAUGAACAGCGUUCGACGAAACAGCGGUCUCCGGGGCGCGCAGGCGGCGGAGAGGGGAAAAAGGGCAGCCAGGAGAAGAAGAAGCCUCGCAGCGGAGAGAAGACAAAGCAUCACAGAGGAGACGGGCAGGGGGCCGAUGUCGACCACGACGAGGACGGUGGGGUUCUAGCGGUAACAGGCAGCACCUCAAUGGAGACGGGGAACGACUUGAGGCCUGGGCUGUGCCAUCGAGGGAGCACAACUGUCUACAGAACUCGAACGGUGGUCCGGGUUUCCGAAAACCCUGGCGACGGAAUUCGGAUUCAUCCGAACCAGGAAGCCGUGUCAGCCAUGACAGACGAUCGGUGUCAGGAUGCAGUAAUGCUGUGCGUGGAAGCCCACAAGGAGCUGCGGGCGGACUGUCRGACUGAGGGUGAGUUGGCGACCAGUUCCAAUGUCGAGCCCAACAGACUCGGAGCCGAGUUAGCAGUCGUAAGCGACUCCCGGGUGAAAGCGGUCAUGUCGGCGUCAUUGGGAGCUGCGGGGGCUCAGAUGAAUCCGAACCAGGGCCCUGUGAACAUCUCCCUCCCUGAUGCAUCUUUGGAGAUGACCGUGAUUCGGAUUCAUCCGAGGCACACGGAUGAAGGACUUCAACUGGCAGGCGUUGAGGGAUGUCGACUACUGACGACUUUGGACAAGGACAAUUCCGCCGACGACCGGAUUGAUCCGACACUCAAGAACGUCGGGAUGGAGCUACCAGUUCAGCCGGGAUACGACGAUCCCUUAUACUCCGCCCUUCACAACGAGGCGACGGGGGAGGACGAUCUGAAGAAGGCCUCUGACGCUGUUGGAGAUAGAUUUCUCUAUUUGAGUGACGACGACAAAGACACAGCGUACGGGGACAAGAAGUUAAGGGGGGGAGAGGUGUUGUUGGACAUCCAUGGGACAUUGAGCCCAACACAAUACGACACAGUGGCAAUGGAGAAAACACAACCUGUCGAUGUUGUGGACGUCGACGAUCUUUGUCCGGAGACGAAUAUACCGUCUACGGUCAUCGACGCCGACAUCUCAAGCCUGUCAAGUUUCCCUGUUGGUUUGGAGCACGUCGUCGCCUCGUCGACGCGCGCAGGGGUGCCAAUCGUGCUGGGACUGCCGUCGGUGGGCUCUGGUGAAGUGGUAGCUAGGCCUGGUAAGCACUGACUUUCUCUGCUUUCUUCCCGCUCGUCAGCCCGUUCGUGAAGUAUUGUUCGCUUCAUCGAUUUCG
Chara braunii is the source of this 4135-nucleotide messenger RNA. The record is from the annotation of a GenBank genome assembly. Lineage: Eukaryota; Viridiplantae; Streptophyta; Charophyceae; Charales; Characeae.